This is a messenger RNA of Myxozyma melibiosi, 2325 nucleotides long. RefSeq names its product trafficking protein Mon1-domain-containing protein. Lineage: Eukaryota; Fungi; Ascomycota; Lipomycetes; Lipomycetales; Lipomycetaceae. Gene Ontology annotation, cellular component: Mon1-Ccz1 complex; fungal-type vacuole membrane. Gene Ontology annotation, biological process: vesicle-mediated transport; protein targeting to vacuole. The coding region runs from base 114 to 2120 and encodes 668 amino acids. The transcript is spliced from 3 exons. The record is from RefSeq and is a predicted model, not a curated record.
AUCUCUAUCGCGACCCUAAAGCCCGUCCCAUUUCAGUCCAUCCUCCGCUUUUGUUGUCGACAGUGCCCUUUUCUACAGCAGACCUCAAGGCUGAUGAGAGCCAUUGCUCACUGAUGGCUGCCCACUCGCCGCCACAGCCUGCUGUUGACCGGCAACAACUAGCCGUCACCGCCGCAACAGACCCGCCUGUUGUCGUCGACGAGGUGUCGCUUCCUGUUGUUGACGAAUACAUUCUCUCGCAGGAGACAAUCGAGCAGCCCCUUCGUCCGAUUUCUCCACCUCUCACCCCCCGAAGAGCAAGUCUGCUUCCGCCUGCUCAACUAGCACCAGACCUUGUCGGCCUUUCGAAAGCCUUCCCGAUACGGCUCCAGUCUCGGGCCACAACCGCUCUCUCGUCCUUCUCGGUCCCGCCAAGUGCCGCUUCCGUCGCCUCCACAUCCACCUCUGUCUCCUCAACUGCUACCAGCAGUGCUCUCUCAAGUACCGUUUCCACCUCUCCUGCAUCUUCCGUAUCAUCGGCGCCGACAGCCAGCAUAGGCUCUUCCGUUAAAUCCAAGUCGAAGUCAAAGACUGCCUCACAUCAACCUCUACCAGCCAUAGUCUCUUCGGUAGGGGCUCCAGACAUCAAAUCUCUCUUGGGAAAAAUCCUCAAAGAUCAUGACCCGUUUGGAAGACCUUACAUCUCCACAUACAACAAUGCAUUUAUAGAUGCCGACAUCGAUGACGACUCUAUCACAGUUUUUGACGGCUACAGUGUGGACGCUGAGAGCUCCAUUGCUGAUCAAGAUGAUGAAGAGGGAGAAAUGGAGCGGUUCCUCUCUCAGAAGAAGCAAUACUUCAUCCUAUCCUUUGCUGGAAAGCCUAUCUUUUCCAUGCAUGGGUCCGACGAUCUCAUAUCGGCGCACAUGGGUAUCAUUCAAGCUUUAGUUGCCGGCUUCGAGCAGCCUUCAGAGGAAUCGUUUGCUUCUGAUACCGUUCCCGACCAAAUCCGGUUCUUCACUGCUGGUACCACGACGUUUGCUGUCUCCGUCGAAGACCCUCUGAUUCUUGUUGCUAUAAGCAAACUUGGUGAAACUGAGGGCCAGCUACGGACUCAGCUGGAUGCUCUGCAUACUCAGCUGUUGUCUGCCCUUACGAAAGCGCAGAUAGUGAAGGUUUUCAAUGGUAGAACCAACUUCGAUUUGCGAAAACUGCUAGGUGGUGCUGAAACCUUCCUGCGUGCUUUGGCGCGCGAGAUGGCCUUUGGAUCUCCUGCAAUCUUGCUGAAUGCAAUCGAAUGCGUUCGUUUGCGAAGCAGCGUCCGCGAACGGAUAAAUAUGGCUCUACUCAAAGGUCGAACUUCAUCACUGCUAUACGGUUUAGUUGUGGCUGAUGGCCGUUUGGUUAGCGUGAUAAGACCCAAGAGACACAGUUUACAUCCUCCAGAUCUCCAAGUGAUAUUCUCAAUGCUAUUCCACAACAACACUUUCCAUGACGGCCGAGAACACUGGAUUCCAAUCUGUCUACCAAAGUUCAACAACCGAGGGUUUUUACAUGCAUAUAUAGUAUUCUUCCGUCCAAAGGUUGCCCUUGUACUCAUAAGUGCAAAUAAGGAUUCCUUCUACGAGCUACGCAAGUCAAAAGAGGAUAUUCUCGAGAAUUUUGAAACGGAAAAAUGCUUCGCUCCGAUCGAUUUGGCUGUGAAGCUGGUACGAUAUCGCACCGCUGACAUCGGCGUGCCUGCUAUCCAACACUUUUUGUACAAAUCUCGUGGAAAUGUGCAGUUCACGAUGCCCAACUUUGAGCCGCACUUUCCUGAUCGGAAAUCACAACACGAGCUCAUGCUUCUCUACCGCCGUCUUCAUGCCGCCAUCCACACGCGGCAUACACAUUUGAAGGUGUUGUACGUCAGCCGGGGUAACUGGAUAGCGCUCGCCUGGGCAACUCAUUCAUUCGAAGUCUACUGCGUGGCGAGUGCCUCGACAUCAAAAGCUACUCUUGCGCAGGGUAUGGAUUCGAUCAUUGCGUGGGUGAAGCGUGAAGAGAGCCGACUCUUCAUAUCUAAUGGUGCUGUAAGUGGCCUCUCAUUUUCUACCAAAGAAUUCUUUUCUUCUUUGACCUCUAUGGCGAUAUACACAUGAUGGAUCGAAUUGCAAAAAAGUCAUGAUUACACUUUCAUUUUUGAUUUUGGCGUUUUAGUUUUUCUGUUUUGUUUUCAUUGGGAGGUUUACCUUGUAAAAAAUUCUACACAAGCGUGAAGGCUCUUGUUUCAGCUUUGGGAUGGAACUCGAGAUCUGUGUACAUAAAAUUACUGCCGCGUUCAAAAUUGACAUUUCAUUUUACUCU